AUGGAAGGAGACAUAGUUAGAUCUGGUGAUGAAACAGAGUUGCCUCUGUCUGCAGUGAGCACUGAUAAAUCGUCGGAUAGUGAGCCAGAACAUCACCACAAGAGAUCUCUUGAGGAGGCCAGUGGCAGUGAUAUAGCAGGGCCGAAAAAGUUGAAACUUGAACUGGUGUCAGAGCAUGUCAUAGGAUCUUCUGAAACUGCACAUGAUCGUUUUGAUGAUAUUUGGACGACAGUACCCUCGAAUCGCUCGGAUGAGGGAGAAGAUAUGGAGGAGAACAACGAUGAAAAUGAUGAAAUUAAUAAACAAUACAAAAAGUUUACUAGUGCCCCCAAAUUUAACUUGAACAGUGAGGAAGUAUUCUGUAUAUGCCGAAAGCCAGACCAUGGUGGAGAACUCAUGAUAAGCUGUGAUGGGUGCGACGAAUGGUUCCACUUCAAAUGUAUGAAUUUGAAUGCGAAAUAUUCACUGCUUAUUUCCAAAUUCUUUUGUAAGUUUUGUCGUUGGAAAGAAACAGGAAGAACAAGGUGGAAGCGCAAGUGUAGACUACCAAGUUGCUAUCAACCAGUGAGAGCGGAAAUCAACUCAAAGUACUGCUCUGAAGAAUGUGGUAUCAAGUUCAUACUGAUCAAUCUUAUAAGUCGUUCCUUGGAAUAUGAUAUUAAACCGGAACUUGUAUCUUCUGUGUUAACGCACUGUACUGAAAAUCAGGAUGAACCACAUAAGAAGUUACUACAAUUAGGUACCACAUUUCCGGAGCUUCCAGAAGUUGUUGCGCUUCAAGAAAACCCCAAGGACUUAACUAAGUUCCCCUUGAAAGUUCAAAAGGAACUUGAAAAAAUUAAUAAUGCCAUUGAAAUUGUCCUUGCUCUCAUUGACGUAUACAAUAUCAAGGACGCAUAUCUAGCAAGAAUAAGAGAAAAAACCAAGGUUAUUAAUGAAAAACUUACUCAUCUGGAAGAGGUAGAUGACACUCUCACUACAAAGAAAUCCAAGAGUAAAAAACCAAAGAAAUUCGACUUGUGUGGAUAUGAUAAAGACCUUAAUACUGAACAUAAGACCUGGAUGAAAUACUUUGAGCAAAAUAAGCCUCAAAUCCAAAAACUUGUCAAUUCCGAGAAUAUAUAUGAAGAUUUUAAGGAUCAGGUGGAUGAGGUGAUACGUUUCUACAAUGAUCAGGAACGGGACGAUAUAUGGUUCCAGGGUAACAUAUGCCUUGCCGAAAAACGAAAAUGUCUUCGACAUGGAGGAUGGUGGAACUUGGUUCAAGACGACGUUUCCAGACAGAUUGACGAAUUUAGCUCUGAAUUGCAGGACUUAGAAAAAGACCGAUCAAUAAUAUUGAGAGACUACAGUGUGAAUAUAUUUGAACAAUAG
This is a messenger RNA of [Candida] anglica, 1374 nucleotides long. NCBI's taxonomy places the organism in Eukaryota, Fungi, Ascomycota, Pichiomycetes, Serinales, Debaryomycetaceae. The record is from the annotation of a GenBank genome assembly.